UCCGAGUACUCGGGCACGGAAGGGGCCGAAAGUUUCUCGUUCUCCUCCACGUGGUUGACUCGGGUGUGACCAGUGCUAAGCUGUCAGCCGCCGAUAUAAGUCUCUCUCGUUGGCGACUCUUCCUCCUUCCCGUUCUCAGCAUUAUCAUCCAUCCACCUACCGUACUCCCCCACCCGACGCGGGUGUAAGAGCUUCCUUCUGCUUACCUGGCACUUAAACCCCCAAGGUACUCAACCAAACCAAACCAACCCAAACCAAACCAAACCAGAACCACCUCCUUCACCUUCUCCAUCCAUCCACCCACCCAUCCACAAUAUGCCACCCUUCCCCAACCCCCGCCAGCUAUGCUCAACCCUCCUCGCCGAAUCCGGCCUCCCCAGCGUGUCCGCCACCGGCCGGGACGCCAUCCUGAUUCUCCUCUCCCGCGCGUGCCGCAUGUUCGCCUACGGCGCCAGCUCGCUCGUCCUCGCCCUCUUCUUCGCCUCGCUCGGCAUCCCAGACGCCCGCAUCGGCCUGUUCAUGACCCUCACACUGGCGGGGGACGUGGUCCUGAGCCUGCUAUGCGCGAUGAUCGCGGACCGCGUCGGCAGGCGGCGCAUGCUGCUCCUCGGGUCGUGUCUGAUGAUCCUCUCCGGGUUGACGUUCGCCUUGAGCGAGGCCUUCUGGGUGCUGCUGGGCGCGGCCGUCGUUGGGGUCGUCAGUGCCACGGGCGGCGACUUUGGGCCCUUCCGGGCGGUCGAGGAGAGCAUCCUCAGCGAGCUGGCCGGGCCGGAGACGAGGCCGGAUGUGUUAAGCUGGUAUGUCACGCUCGCGAGUCUGGGGUCGGCCGUGGGCACCGAGAUGAGCGGGAGGAUUGUGGAGGGGUUGGGGCGGAGGGAGGGCUGGACGCUGGUAGAUGCGUAUCAUGGCUGUUUUGCGCUGUAUGCGGUUAUGGGCGCGGUCAAUUUGGCGUGUGCUGCAAUGUUGUCGGAGAGAUGUGAGUUGAGGGUCAGAGGGGGAGAGACGGCGCCGCUUCUUGAGGAGGUCCAGGAGGAGGAGGAGGACGAGCUUGGACGGGUGGAGCGAAAGAACAAGAAGGAGGCACGAACGAGCUGGGUCGCGCAGAUCUCCCGCGAGACGCUCUCGGUGGUGGCGGUGCUCUGGUUCCUGCUCAUGGUGGACUCGCUGGCCGACGGCAUGGCCAACAUGUCGCUGACGACCUACUACAUGGACCGCAAAUUCGCGCGGCUCCCGAAGUCGGCGCUGGGCGACAUCGUCUCGGCGGCCUACUUCCUGUCGGCGCUCUCCAGCAUCUUUGCGGGGCCCCUGGCGCGACACAUCGGGCUGGUCAACACCAUGGUCUUCACGCACAUCCCCUCGUCGACGGCCGUGUUGCUGUUUCCGCUGGCCCGGAACGUCCCGCUCACCUUCGCGCUGCUGCUGCUGCGCGUCGGGCUCAACAACAUGGACCAGGCGCCGCGGGCCGCGCUGAUUGCCGCCGUGGUGCGCCCGGAAGAGCGCACGGCCGUCAUGGGCAUCACCGGCAUGCUGCGCACGCUCGCCUCAACCACGGGGCCGAGCAUCACGGGCGUCUUGGCGGGCAGCGACCGGUUCUGGAUCGCCUUCGUCGUGGCUGGCGGGCUGAGGCUGGCGUACGAUGUCGGGCUGUUUGCGCUGUUCAUCAACAUCAAGUUGCAUAAGCAUGAGGCGGGGGUGGAGGCAGAUGAGGUGUCAGAGGAGACGUCGCCAGAAAGAGAGACGGAGCAACCUGAGCCAUGACAAGAGUACGAGGCAAAAGAGUGUUAAUGAAGGCAAGUCGAA
This is a messenger RNA of Chaetomium strumarium, 1800 nucleotides long. RefSeq names its product major facilitator superfamily domain-containing protein. Bases 316 to 1758 code for a protein of 480 amino acids. Gene Ontology annotation, cellular component: fungal-type vacuole membrane. Gene Ontology annotation, molecular function: transmembrane transporter activity. The transcript has a single exon. The record is from RefSeq and is a predicted model, not a curated record. NCBI's taxonomy places the organism in Eukaryota, Fungi, Ascomycota, Sordariomycetes, Sordariales, Chaetomiaceae. Gene Ontology annotation, biological process: transmembrane transport.